Messenger RNA from Adineta steineri, 636 nucleotides. NCBI's taxonomy places the organism in Eukaryota, Metazoa, Rotifera, Eurotatoria, Adinetida, Adinetidae. The record is from the annotation of a GenBank genome assembly.
AUGAUGAAUAUCUUUCGUCUUUAUGCUGAUGAAAAAUCAGAAUAUCAAUCUAAUGAUGCUAUUCAAUGGUAUUUAAAUAAUUUAUUUCUUCAAAAAUUAAUAACUAAAUCAUUGCAAAGAAAAGACAUCGAUCAACUUUAUCAAUUAAGAUAUUUUCUUGUUGAUCUUAUCGAAAAUUGUGUUAGUCGUCAACAGAUGAAAUUAUCAAAACAUGAAUUAAAUAAUUUCAAACAAAAACAAGAACAAAUAAUGUCAAUGAAAGGAUUUCUAUUAGUAAAGCAGGAUUUUUUAUUACCACAACGAUCGGAUUUAGUCGAUGUUGACUUGGAAAUUAAAUGUAAUCUAAAAGAAUAUCAGAAUAAAAACGAAGUUUUAUUUGAUUUGAAUACAACAUUUCAAUUGGAAAAUACCAAAGAAAAUGAUCAAAAAUUUCUUAUUCGAUUAACUGCAGUUAGUUAUGGACAUAUAAUUAAAGAAAAAUAUCUUACAGAUACAUAUCGACAAAUAAAAAAUUUAAGUAUUCCAAUUAUUUUUAGUAAAUUAAUGUGUGAUAUGAAUGAAUGGAAUCAAUCAAGAAAAUAUCUUCAAUAUUUAUUAAUUUAUUCAAAUGAACAAGAUUUACGAUGGAUUGAAUAG